AUGAUACACCUUUCCCAUUUAAAUAUCUCAAAAUACAGGGCUUCUGACAUAGCCAAAUGCAAAUUCAUUCAACCCAGGGAAGAAACGCUCGCUAGCUAUCAUAGUGUGAUCCUAUCUAUCGCAGACUGUCAUAUCUAUCUAUCUAUCUAUCUAUCUAUCUAUCUAUCUAUCUAUCUAUAUAUAUAUAUAUAUAUUAAUUUGUCGGUCUUAUUCUUUGUAUCUAUCUAUAUAUGUUAUUCUUUCUAUCUAUAUAUCUAUUUUAUCAUUUCUAUCUAUCUAUCUAUCUAUCUAUCUAUCUAUCUAUCUAUCUGUCUCACUCUUUGUAUCCUUCUACCUAUCUAUCUCUCUAGCAAUCUAAUUAUUUUUAUCUAUUUCAGCCUAACUACCUACCUAUCAAAUUGGUUUGAAUGUCUGCAUGUAUGUAUCUGUCUCACCCUUUGUCUGAAUCUCUCUAUCCUAUUCUUUUUGUCUAUCUAUCUAUCUAUCUAUCUAUCUAUCUAUCUAUCUAUCUAUCUAUCUAUCUGUAUACAUUUCAUUCUUUGUAUCUAUCCAUUUAUAUUGCUUAUUUUCAAUGUGUUCUUUUGUUCUGUUCAACCGUCUGCCAUGAUGAAUACGUAA
Molecule: messenger RNA, 618 nt
Organism: Acanthosepion pharaonis
Lineage: Eukaryota; Metazoa; Mollusca; Cephalopoda; Sepiida; Sepiidae
Source: the annotation of a GenBank genome assembly